This is a messenger RNA of Lemur catta (Ring-tailed lemur), 1583 nucleotides long. RefSeq lists its product as uncharacterized. The record is from RefSeq and is a predicted model, not a curated record. Bases 473 to 1174 code for a protein of 233 amino acids. The transcript is spliced from 5 exons. NCBI's taxonomy places the organism in Eukaryota, Metazoa, Chordata, Mammalia, Primates, Lemuridae.
UCCAGGGGUAAAUAAAAUGUGAAGCUGGAUAAGAAGAGAACCUCAAAAACAAUUUGAGAAGUAAGAAUAGAAUAAGUAAGGAAAGAUGAAGCUUGGACCAGAUGGGUCUCUGACUAAGGAUUUGUAUCAGUAGGGAACAGAAGCCACCUUUAUGUCUGUUACUCAGAAAGGGAUUGAAUACAGGGAAUUACACGCUCACACAAUCGUUAGGAGGUUUGGAGGGGUGAGCAUCAGCCCAAGGUUUCAGGAAUGACUCUCAGCACUUCACAGAACGGACUCAUUUUUAGGCAGCCAUUGGAGCCAGAACUUUAAUCCCCAAAUCAGGAGUUUCCUGCCACCUCCCAAACUGCCUCUCAACCUCUCAAAGUGGGAGAAUUAACACUGGAACACACAGUCUUAAAGCUGCUUCUGCUUCGACUGCCUCUAAAAUCCCAGGAACUUAGAGAGUGCUAGCUGCAGGGGACUCCAGGCAAUGCAGUUUUUAGUCUUCCAGACUCUCCUGUAUGGGAAGACCCUCCGGAAGGAUGUAGCCAGCCAGUCAGCCCCACCCACCACCGGCCGGUCCCAGGAUCCCUGGAGGAGAAAUGACUUCCUUUCCAUGUUCCAUGAAGUGACUUUGUCACAAGCAACUCUUGCCAGCCCUCCUCCCCAUCUCCAAUGUCCCCAGGGCUCACAGGACCAAGGUCCCCCAUGGCCUGUCUAUCCCUGGUGUACCAGGCGCCAUCACUGUGUGAACUUGUAUUUGAGCGUGGUGUGUAUGGGGGACUUGUCCUCGCUGUGUCAGUUCUCCAGGAAGUACACAGCGAGAUGGGUCAGUUGGGGUGUAUUUCUACGGAUAAUGAAGAUGAAAACAAUGAGUCUUCGUACGUCAGCCAGGAUCUGCCCCACCGGACUCGUGGGACACGUUGCAGCCUCUGCCUCCAUUCCCGAUCCAGGUGGACAGGCCCAAUUCUACCUCCAGAGCCCACCAACCCUGUUAUGUGGCCCAGAAGACCAGCCUCUUCCCCUGUCAUCUUCUGAGAUCUCUGCUUUUCACUGGGCUUGGUCCGUAGCAGGGUGGAGAAAGGCUGAGCUUUCCUGCCUGUGCACUCUCUCAGAGACAUUCGCUCCCCCUCUGGAGCCUCUGGUUCUGUCGGCAGCCCCUCUCCACAGCCAGAGCCCUGAGUUCUGGUAAGUGUCCCCGUCUCCCGGUCCCCAACAGGCUUAGAGGUGAUAAGGGCCUCUGCUUGUCGCUUAUCUCCAGGGUUUUGCUACAGGUUGUUGGUCUCCUUAAUCCUGUCCUGGCUUUUCUAGAUAGUCUGUCAACUUAAGUAUUUUCGGCGACCCCUUUGAGUGCAUCAUCUCUUUCCCUGGGACCCUGACUAAUGCGAGCAUGGCAAUCCCUCCUAUGGCUACUGCUUUGCAGAUUGUCCAUAAAUUCUGACCAAAACAAUAAAUAAAUUUGAUCCAAAGACAAAAACACUGAAGCAACGAAAUACGCUUAGGAGAAAGUAAAACUACAGGCCAGGAGUAGUAGCUCAUGCCUGUAAUCCUAGCACUCUGGGAGACCCAGAUGGGAGGAUCACUUGAGGUCAGGAGUUCGA